Molecule: messenger RNA, 731 nt
Organism: Candidula unifasciata
Lineage: Eukaryota; Metazoa; Mollusca; Gastropoda; Stylommatophora; Geomitridae
Source: the annotation of a GenBank genome assembly
ACAGGUGUGACUGUGCUGGAAGACAACAGUCCUUUCUAUAAUUACCUAUACCUGGUCUGUGUCGUCACUGGAUGGUCAGGGUCAUCAGCCACUUCCUCAAACGUGUAUAUUUACCUAAAUGGCUCUUGGAAUAUCAGUGAAAGUCAUGUCCUGCGGGAUCCAUUACGUCGACUGUUUGAGGCUGGUGCAGAGAACUGGUUUAUGUUGACAACACGUCACGACAUUGGAGAUCUCAUCUCUGUUGUUGUCUGGACUGAUUUCUCUGGACCUCACCCGUCCUGGUACUUGAGCUCCAUUUAUGUACAGAAUAUGCAAACAAAUGAAAUCUGGUUGUGUCCAUAUUAUGGAUGGAUCGGGUUGCGCCAUGGUAGAGGACAGCUUCGGGCGGAAGUUCCUGCAUAUAAGGAAAAGUACUACGCUUCAAAAUGGAAAUUCCGGAUCCAAAGCAAAGGUCACAACGACAUUCGCAAUGAACAUUUGUGGUUCGGUAUUGUUGCUAAGACACCUUACAACAGGUUUACUAGGGUCCGUCGUUUGACUACUGUCCUAUCGCUUCUACAGACGUGUAUGAUUCUCAACCAUAUGUACUUUGGUGUUCGAGACAAAGACGAUCCUGGCCAGUUUACUAUCAUUAUGGGUCAAAAGAUACAUGUGACAAGUAUCGUCAUUGGUCUCCAGGGAGCUCUCAUCAUGUUCUUCAUGGGGGUUGGUAUUUCUACGCUGUUCAAAAG